AUGAAUCGCGAAGGUCCAAAGGCACUUGGUACUCGACCAGAACCUGUAGGUGCACCCAAUUGCUUAAACAAUAUGACUUUUGUUAUAUCUGGUGAAUUUGAAACGCUGACCAAAGAGCAAAUAAGAGAUAUUGUUAUGCGCUACGGAGGUCGUGUAACAAGUGCAGUCAGUGGCAAGACAACCUAUUUGCUGCGUGGUCGAGAUGCAGGCGAAUCUAAAUUAGCAAAGGCUAAACAAAUUGGCACUAAAGUAUUAGAUGAGGAUGGAUUUUAUCAGCUUGUAGAGUCUUCUUCACCAAAGGAAAUCAAACAACCCAAUAUUUCUUCUAAACCAGCAAAAGAAGCUGACAAAAAAGUGGCACCGACGAAAGCAUUGUCAGGUUCAGUAGAUACUAAAGGCAAACAGCCCGAAGCAAAAGUAACUGGCGUGACCACUGAAACAAGCUUAUGGACGGACAAAUACAGACCCAAGACCAUUCAAGACAUUAUUGGUAACAAGGAAAUGGUGAAGCGUAUCAACGACUGGCUUGCCAAUUAUGAUAGUCAUAAGAAGGCAACCUCUUCACAAGUGGCUGGUGACUCUGAUAUCCAUUCCUAUCGUGCUGUCUUGAUUAGUGGACCGCCUGGUAUCGGCAAGACUACCACAGCCCACGUCGUAGCAGAAACAAAUGGCUACGAAGCUUUAGAAUUCAAUGCAAGCGACGUACGUAAUAAAAAAAUUCUCGAGCAAAACUUGUCAGAGAUGAUGGACAACAGAACCAUGACCGAGUUCUUUCAAGCGGGCAAACCAAAGGCAGCAACAAAGCCCAAGGGAAAAAAAGUUGUCUUGAUUAUGGAUGAAGUUGAUGGCAUGUCUGCUGGUGACAGAGGAGGUGCUGCUGAACUAGCUGCAAUGAUUAGAAAGGCAAAGAUACCAAUUAUUUGUAUCUGUAACGAUGUCAGGUCACCCAAGGUUGGCCCAUUGUUAAGAGUUUGCUUUGAUGCGAGAUUUAAACGAACACCUGCAAAUCAAAUUCGACCUAAACUUAUGUCAAUUGCGUUCAAAGAAAAGCUUGAUAUCAAUCCCAAUGCUAUUGAAGAGCUGGUGUCUACAACACAAAACGAUAUUCGACAAAUUAUCAACAUCUUAUCUACCUAUCGCUUAAACAAUACAAGUAUGGGCUAUGAUGAUGCUAAAAGAAUUGGCAAGACAAACCAAAAGAAUACCAUUCUUAAUCCAUUUGAAAUUCCUGGUGAGCUCUUGGCUUCUGGUAAUUGGAGACAAAAGACACUGAAUGAAAAAUAUGAAAUUUAUUUCCAUGACUACAGUCUCUCUCCCUUGAUGUUUUAUGAAAAUUAUUGUAAAGUAAAGCCUCAAAAGGCGUCACUCAUGUCCACCACAGGCAAUGCCAAGGAAAUUGCUUGUAAUGAAAUGGAGUUGAUUGCAAAGGCUGCUGAAGCUAUAGCAGAUGGUGACCUAGUAGAUAGCAUGAUCCAUGGAUCCUCUCAGCAAUAUUCAUUAAUGCCUGUUCAAUCCAUUUUCUCUUGUGUACGGCCAGCCUAUUAUAUGGAAGGAUACAUGCAGACAAGAACGGGCUUUCCUUCUUGGCUUGGUAAUAAUUCAAAGGCAGCUAAGUACUCGAGACUGUUAAGCGAUCUUCAGACUCGUAUGCGUGUAAAGGCAUCAGGAGAUCGAUCCGAAAUAAGACUGAACUACUUGACGACAUUGAAUGAGCGUAUCUUUGGCAACGUUGCUCAAGAGAAUUACGAGGAAGCUAUAGAAUAUAUGGAUAACUACUAUCUUGAUCGAGAAAACUUGGAAACAUUGAGUGAUCUGGUAUGUACGACUACAAAGUCACCAUUAGUAGCGCUUCCUGCAAAGACAAAGACUGCAUUUACAAGAAAGUAUAACUCAGUUAGCCAUCCCGUCUUGUUCCAGCCUGGUAGUGUACCUAUCAAGAAAGCAAUUGCUACACCAACUGAAGAUAUGACGGAUACUUUGGUUGAAGAGGACACAGACUACGUUGAAGAUACGCCAGAAGAAGAAGACAGUAGCUUAGAUGCUGAUAUUUCAGAUAGCAAGUAUAUAAAAGAAUCUAAAAAGAGAAAGAAUGGUAGUUCACAAUCAAGUCAAAGCAAGAAGGCGUCUAGUUCGCAAUCAAGCCAAACUAAGAGGGCAAAAAGUAAGAAAUAA
Messenger RNA from Rhizopus microsporus ATCC 52813, 2172 nucleotides. RefSeq names its product DNA replication factor C, large subunit. Gene Ontology annotation, cellular component: DNA replication factor C complex; nucleus. Gene Ontology annotation, molecular function: DNA clamp loader activity; DNA binding; ATP hydrolysis activity. Bases 1 to 2172 code for a protein of 723 amino acids. Gene Ontology annotation, biological process: DNA replication; DNA repair. The record is from RefSeq and is a predicted model, not a curated record. Lineage: Eukaryota; Fungi; Mucoromycota; Mucoromycetes; Mucorales; Rhizopodaceae. The transcript has 10 exons.